Messenger RNA from Myzus persicae (green peach aphid), 1295 nucleotides. RefSeq lists its product as uncharacterized. The transcript is spliced from 3 exons. Bases 492 to 944 code for a protein of 150 amino acids. The record is from RefSeq and is a predicted model, not a curated record. NCBI's taxonomy places the organism in Eukaryota, Metazoa, Arthropoda, Insecta, Hemiptera, Aphididae.
UCUAUUAGCAGAGUUUCAACUAUCAAAUUCUGCUAUGUAUUAUAAUUUUCUUAGAAUGAGCUCAAUAUGUUUUGAACACUUGGUUCAACUGAUUGGUCCAAGUAUACAGCGUGUACCAUCUCGGCCUGAUAUAUUAUCAGUUGGUGAACUUUUAACAUGUACUCUUAGGUAAAUUACUCAUAUUGAAAAUGUAUUCUAAUCAAGGUACUUUUCAAGCAAAUUUUUAAAGUUUAAUCUGAUAGAAACUGGUACAUUGUUUUAUCUUGUAGAUAUUUGGCCUCUGGUGACAGUAUGAUGGAUAUAGGUUAUGCCUUUAGAAUAGCACAACCUACAGUUUCAAAACUUAUUAGACAAUGCUGUACAACUUUAUGGGAUAUUUUAUGCAAUAAAGUAGUUACUUGGAAUUAUUUUUUAAAAUAUUUACAUGUGUCUAUAAUCAAGUAAAUUACUUUAAAUUUUAAACAUAUUGACUUCAUUAUUUUAAGGUACUAAUGAAACCACAAACUGAAAAUUGGAUAUCUAUAGCCAAUGAAUUUAAUAUGAAGUGGAAUUUUCCAAAUUGUGUUGGGAGUAUUGAUGGCAAACAUGUUGUUCAUCAGGCAUUUGCAAACAGUGGAUCUACUAACUACAACUAUAAAGGGACCCAUAGUAUUAUUCUUUUAGCUGUUUGCGAUGCAUCAUAUUGCUUCACUUUAGUUGACAUAGGAGCUCCAGGCAGAUGUAGUGAUGGUGGUGUUUUUAGAAAUUGUAAUUGGGGUAAACAAAUAAUUAAUAGAACAAUUGAUUUUCCUGAUGCUAUUGAAAUUGAUGAUGAAAAUGGUCCCAUACCAUAUUGUGUUGUUGCUGAUGAAGCAUUUCCUUUAUUAACAAAUGUUAUGAGACCAUAUCCAGGUAGAUCAAAAGGAAAUUUACCUGAAGAUCAAACCAUUUUUAACUAUAGGUAACAACUAAAAACUAAAAAGUAUUCAUAUAAAAGAUGUUAAAUUUAAAUAUAUAAAGAAAUCAAUUUAAUUAUUAGACUUAGCCGUGCAAGGCGUACUAUCGAAAAUGCCUUCGGUAUAUUAGCUAGCAAAUGGAGAGUAUUUCGAUCACCUAUAAUAGGAAGUGAGAAAACUGUUAUAGCAAUAACCAAAGCUGCAGUUGUCUUACACAAUUUUGUUAGAAUAUAUGAAAAAACUACAGGCGAAUCUCUGUACUGUCCAGUUUCAUUAGUUGAUAGAUACGAAAAUGGAAGACUUAUAAGAGGACAAUGGAGAAAUGAUAUAACCAAAGCAUUAACUCCCAUAGGUCAACAA